Schistosoma curassoni is the source of this 2385-nucleotide messenger RNA. Lineage: Eukaryota; Metazoa; Platyhelminthes; Trematoda; Strigeidida; Schistosomatidae. The record is from the annotation of a GenBank genome assembly.
AUGGGUCUUGAGGAAAGCAAAAUUGGUCAAACAAACAAAGCUAACUGUAACACACCAAAUUUGUGUUUCUUUGCGCCUGUUUCACCUGGAAGAAUAAUUCACCAAUGCACUCUGGAGUUAUGGAAAAAAUCUCACCGGGAACUUUUCAACUUCUCAGACAAGGUGAUGGUGUGUACCUAUCAACUGCCUCAUGAUUGCACAUCGGCAUUUUGUCUAACUAGGCAAAAUAUUGUGAAUUUUCGAAAAUCGUGUUCUGUUUUCUCACUGAGAAAGCGAAGAGAAUAUACAAAAAUGGCUGAACAUUUCGAGUAUAAUCACAUACCUGCUCAUUUAUCUUCCAUUCAGAAUUUACACUUCAAAUCGGUGUUAGACAUUCACAGUGGAUUGGCAGUUGUUCAUUUGGCACGAGAUAUGAUAACUCAGUUUGCAUUAGUUGACUUAAGGAUUAAUAAAUUCCUUGGUUCUUUUGGUCGGCAAACGGUUCUCUUUAGUCCUGAAUCAACCAUAGGAAAAAUAUCACCCGAUGGAACUUAUUGUCUAAUUAGACUCCCUUGGUCGAGAAAUAGGAGAGUUUAUAUACUCAAGCUGUACAACUUACGAAAUAGUGAACUUAUUUCUGAACUUCCAUUAGCUAAUUCUUCUAAUUACGAUGAAGUGCCAUUAAACAGUUUCCGUCUGCCAUUAGGCCCAUAUCAGGAAAAUAAUAGAGAGUCAAAUAUUCGGCCGUCGUACGAUAUUUUAUCAACAUCCAACUCAGUAACUGCAAACUUUAGAGGGAAUGCACAAAAUGAGAAUCAACUUCAACUAGGUCCAGCUCGUUCUUCUCAGGUGUUGUUUGCUUUUGAUCCACGAUUUGUAAAUUCACGCAUAGCAAUAACUAACGUGGACUUUCCACAUGGACCAAACUCUCACAAAGUGUCUUCCAACUGGGUCCCAGGAAUACAGGCUACUAUAAGUUUGGUAAAACUUCCAACAUGGGAGUGUUUAACAUCAACUAACAAACUUUGUUCUUGGUCUCCUUCAAAUCGUCACGGUUCACCUUUUAUAAACAAUGCUACGUGUAGAGAACCGACAAGACGAAGACGAUCAUCAGAUGCUAACCAUGUAGGUGGUUUACCCAGUCCGAACUCAUUCAGUCAUGUUUUUCCACAUAUUAUGAGCAUAUUUUAUUCAAGAGAUGGCUAUUUUUUAUUUACAAUCACCACAGAGUCUCGAACCUGUCGAUGUUCUGCCAUUGGUAAUAUUAACCAUUCUGUGAAUUCUUUAUUACCAGAUGUAUCUGGUUACUCAGAUGAUAUUUGCAACCCCUUAAGUUCAGGCCGACCAACAAACAACGGAACUGAAAGUGGUCGAACUCAGCAAAAGAACUUGGUUUCAACACAGUGUAUUGAAUCAAAUACACGUUACAAUCCAAAAAAUAAUAGUACAUCCCCAAUGUUGGCUCCCACACUGCCUGGUUGCACCACUUUGUGGCUUACUAUUUUCAAUUCUGAUACAUUAGAAAGGUUAAGAAUUUUGAGAUUUGAUCGAUCAGUAUGCCCAAUUCACACAUGUCCUACCAAUUACCUACCCGUAAUGAGCCGUUGUGGAUCAAGGAUAGCUUUAAUUACACGACAAGCAGUGGGAUAUUAUAAUAGUACUAGUAAUCAGAACGCCAGUAAUAAUUCACGUGAAUACCUGUUUUCCAGCUGUAAGACGCUUCCUGUAUCUUUAAGGCACUCCGUUCCAUCUAUAAGUGUAGAAGGCUGUUCUCAUUCACAAUGCGUGAUUAACAAAAGUGCUAGUCAAGAAACCAGCAAAGAAAAUUCUACAAAACGCACUGAAUUCAAGAAGCAACAACCGUUUAUAUCUCCAACCUGUUUGCUUAUUCAACCAAGAAACCUUAAUUUGAGUCAUCAUCUAUCUACAUCAUUACCAUCUCCAUUGUCAAAAGUUCACUUGUCUUCCGGAAGUUCACCAUUUCGACAAAUGACUGGUUGUUCAAGUUUAGAGUUAAGUGUUUCUUCCUAUCGUCCAAUGGCUGUUUCCUUUGAAUCUUCUUUUAUUGGAACUCAGUGUAAUUCCUCAAGUAGUUGUACUGCCACAGUAUCCACACGUACCAGUAAUAGUAGUGGUGUUGUUGUUACUUCUGCUGGUACUUCAGUGGUAAAUUCAACGGUACAAAUUGAUGUGCUUCUGGUUUAUCAACUACCUCCGCCACCAAAACUACAGGCAUUAGUGAGACAACGAAUUCGUCAACUCUGCAAAGAUGAAUACCUUGAGCAGUUAGAUCUUCCACGUAGAAUUAUUAGCUAUUUACAAUUUGAACCAUCGUACAAUUGUGCUGGCUCAUGUAUUUCUCGAUCGAACAGUUCUACCAGAACAUCAAUAAUGGAGAUAGAAUGA